GACCCCCUUUUCCUUCUCUGUGGUGAGCACACUGAUGGCGGCUUCCAAGCCUGUGGACUCGCAGGCCAGCACCGGCUUGUCCCGGUGGCAGUUGGCACUCGCCAUCGGCGCCCCCGUCGUGUUGGCGGCCGGUGCCUUCUACGUUUGGAAGAAAAGGUCCGUGUCGAAGCGGAGCGAGAGGAAGGCGCCGGAGGGCAGCUCUAGUCCCGUGCCGAAAGAGGGGGCUGAUCGAGCGGAGACCCCGACGGAUAACCAGAGUAUGCUGGAUCAGGCUCAAUCUGCAAAGAAUAAAGGAAACAAGUAUUUUAAAGCUGGAAAAUUUGAACAAGCUAUUCAGUGUUACACUGAGGCAAUAAGCUUGUGUCCUUUGGACCAGAAGCAAGACCUUUCAACUUUUUACCAGAAUCGGGCUGCAGCAUUUGAACAGCAGCAAAAAUGGAAGGAAGUUGCUGAGGACUGCUCCAAGGCUGUAGAGCUCAACCCCAAAUACAUAAAAGCAUUAUACCGCCGUGCAAAGGCUUAUGAGAAACUAGAUAAUAAGAAGGAGUGCCUGGAAGAUGUUACUGCAGUUUGUAUCUUGGAAGGAUUCCAAAACCAACAAAGUAUGCUGCUUGCUGAUAAAGUCCUUAAACAACUUGGAAAGGAGAAAGCCAAAGAAAAGUAUAAGAAUAGAGAGCCCCUGAUGCCCUCCCCACAGUUCAUCAAAUCAUACUUUAAUUCAUUUACUGAUGAUAUCAUCUCACAGCCUUUGCUUAAAGGUGAAAAGCCUGACGAAGACAAGGAUAAAGAAGGUGAAGCUGCUGAUGUCAGGAGAACAGGAAGGUCUGGUUACCUGAAGGCAAAACAGUACAUGGAAGAAGAGAACUAUGACAAAAUUAUUAGUGAAUGCACUAAAGAGAUAGACACAAAGGGAAAAUAUGUGGCAGAAGCCUUGUUGCUUCGGGCUACCUUCUACCUGCUAAUAGGCAAUGCAGCAGCUGCUCAACCAGACCUUGAUAUGGUUAUUAGUAUGGAAGAUGCAAAUGUGAAACUGCGAGCUAACGCAUUGAUCAAACGUGGAAGCAUGUACAUGCAGCAACAACAGUCAAAGCUGUCAACACAAGAUUUCAACAUGGCUGCUGAUAUUGAUCCUCAAAAUGCUGAUGUUUACCAUCAUCGUGGACAGUUGAAGAUUUUACUUGACAACGUUGAGGAGGCUGUGGAUGAUUUUGAUGAGUGCAUUAGGCUGCGGCCGGACUCUGCUCUAGCACAAGCCCAGAAGUGCUUUGCUUUGUAUCGUCAAGCCUACACUGGAAGCAAUCCUUUGCAGAUUCAAGUGGCUGUAAAAGGAUUUGAAGAUGUCAUUAAAAAUUUUCCCAAGUGUGCAGAAGGUUAUGCAUUAUAUGCACAGGCUUUAACUGACCAGCAACAUUUUAGUAAGGCAGAUGAAAUGUACGAUAAAUGCAUUGAACUGGAACCAGACAAUGCAACAACAUAUGUUCACAAAGGCUUACUUCAGCUUCAGUGGAAGCAGGAUUUGGAUAAAGGUUUGGAAUUAAUCAGCAAAGCCAUCGAGAUCGAUAAUAAAUGUGAUUUUGCAUACGAGACCAUGGGUACCAUUGAGGUCCAGAGAGGGAACCUGGCAAAGGCUAUUGACAUGUUUAGCAAAGCCAUUAACCUGGCCAAGUCAGAAAUGGAGAUGGCUCAUCUGUAUUCACUUUGUGAUGCUGCAUAUGCACAGACCGAAGUUGCUAAAAAAUAUGGAUUGAAGCCCCCAACACUGUGAUUAAAAAGUUACUCAUGAUUUACAUUCUUCUGUUAAGCCUUUGAAUCCUUUUCUAACUUGUUGAAUGCCACAGUGAUGUUUGUGAGAUUUGAUAUGUAUUCUAUAUAGUGAUUGAUGAAUGUGUGCAAAAUAACGCACUCAAGUUGACGUACGAAGUGGCACUGAGCAAAACAUUUGUGUUACACAAGCAAGCCACACAAACAUGUUUUAGUUAGUCUCAGAAGGGUGAUCAAUUUUUUUUAAAGAAACCUAUGUACAGUAUGUUUGGAGCUGCCCUUUAAAAGUAUGUUGUGAUAUACAAACAAAUAUAAACAAAAUUAAAUUGUAAUUGUUCAUAUUUUCUGCCAUGAGAAUGAGCAAAAUUUAUUAUUUUAUUUGCAUUUUCAAAUGUUCCCUGUUUAGAUUGCACAAUGUAAUGUCAAAUAUUUAAGACUGACUGGUGGUCACAGUCAAAAGGUUGAGCAUGCAUCAUAUAGUAUACAACUUGAGAUAGUAGUUCUGAAAGUCUGAAUGUACUUACAUUCAUCAUUGAGUUACAAUAUGCUAAACCUUUUACAAAAUUUCCAUUUAAAUACAAAUAUUAUGCAACAGAGCCCUAUUCAAAUUUCUGUGUCCAUGAUAGAUUACAGAGUGAAAAAGAAACAUUUGGUUUUUUUAAGUGGGUAGUUUUCCAGUGUGGAAGAAUACUUGUUUUGCAUUUUUUUCUGUUGACACCCAAGAACCCAAAUAUUUUUCCAUUACCAAUGCUAGAAGGCCAGCUUGGCCUUUGAACUAACUUUUAAAUCUCUUUUAAUAUGUGUUCAGGUGCAAUUGUUACACAAUGAAUUAGAUUUUGAUCUUGCUAAAGGUUCUUUGGCAUAUUUUAAUUAGAGAGAACCCCAAAUGGAAGCAUGUGUUCUUCAUAAAAGCAUUCCAUAUUACCAACGAUUAAAUGGCUGUUAAGUAUGUUGGAAAGUGCACUGAAAAAGUUAUUGAACUGUUUUUUUUGUAAAUGAUAUACAAUGUAAAAGUACCCAAUAAAUACUACAUUCAGAAUGAAAA
Messenger RNA from Hypanus sabinus (Atlantic stingray), 2806 nucleotides. RefSeq names its product translocase of outer mitochondrial membrane 70 homolog A (S. cerevisiae) (gene tomm70). Gene Ontology annotation, molecular function: protein binding. The coding region runs from base 35 to 1765 and encodes 576 amino acids. The record is from RefSeq and is a predicted model, not a curated record. The transcript is spliced from 12 exons. NCBI's taxonomy places the organism in Eukaryota, Metazoa, Chordata, Chondrichthyes, Myliobatiformes, Dasyatidae.